Messenger RNA from Alosa alosa (allis shad), 3907 nucleotides. RefSeq names its product chromosome 12 C18orf25 homolog (gene ark2n). Lineage: Eukaryota; Metazoa; Chordata; Actinopteri; Clupeiformes; Clupeidae. The record is from RefSeq and is a predicted model, not a curated record. Gene Ontology annotation, biological process: ubiquitin-dependent protein catabolic process. The transcript is spliced from 5 exons. Gene Ontology annotation, molecular function: ubiquitin protein ligase activity. Bases 246 to 1262 code for a protein of 338 amino acids.
CCGGCUAGUGGGGACAUUUUGAAUUGACCAAAGUGAAACGGCGUUCGAAAGAGUCUGUUAAAAACUUAAAAACAUAAGGCUUUAAUUGCAUCUGGCUUAUGCACUGUUGAUGUUUGAUGAUUGACUGAAAGGAGAAGAUCCAGUAGGAUGGUGAAGAGCUUAGACACUUGAGGGCUUUUUUAUAUCCCAGGCAAGCUCAUCCCAUCAAGAGCCUGUCUCAGAGACCCCGCCACACCCUAUUGAGGAUGGCCAGUCAGGAGAAGGAGGCGGAGACUCUCCCUGAGUGCAGCACAGAGGACACGCCUCUUAAGUCUGAGACCACACCCACAAGCUCCCCGCCCGGCGAGGAGGCAGCAGGGAGCACGCUCUCGGAGAGCUGCUCGGCCGGACUUCUCUCGAUGCCCUGCCUGCUCAAAGACCUCCGGCCCCAGAACACGAGCUCCAGCGGGGGCACGCGGGCACACGAGGAGAGCGACUCUUCCCCCUGCCUGCUCUCGCCGUCCUCCUCCGGCCACCUGGGCGACUCGGACACGCAGUCGUCGGCGGAGGAAGGCACGCGCCACACCACAGGCCCCGGCUCGGUGGUGGCCGGCUCUGUCGCUGCUGGGGAUGCGGCGGCCACGGGCAGGAAGUCUCGCCGCUCGCACUCUGAGAGCGACACGCCGAACGCCUCCAUGGCGGCCAAGAAGAACCGGUGCCAGGAGCGGCAGGCCAACGGGCGGGUGCGUGUCCGGGGCCACCGGAGCCGGCUGCAGAAGGAGCGCAUGCGCAUGCGCCGACAGAAAAGGGAGGCGGCCGCGAGGCGCAAGCCGGACCUGCUGCAGGACAGCAGCACGUCUGACAGCGACAUCACCGCACAGUCGUCGUCAUCAUCGUCGUCAUCGUCAUCAUCAUCAGAUAAUGAGCAUGGUGCUGGCAUCAAUUCACAUACACCAGUUGGCCCAGAGGUGGUCGGGCAUUAUGACCUAUCAGACACCCACUCAGAGCAGGAGCAGCCUUCACACCCCCACUCACUGGCCCCCUCAGGUGAGGCAGAUGCAAAGCCGCAGGUGAGUCGACCCUCCUCCGAUAGUGAAGUGGAGAUUGUCGGCGUUCAGGAGAAUCCCAGGUUUCCACGUGGAGGCGUCAUUCAAUCUCUGUCCUCCUGGAAGACUGGGGCCAAGCCCACGUGGAACACAAACCCCAACCAGUCCGGAUGGGCACCACCCUCAGAAGUGGUGGAUUUGACACUGGAGGAGGACAGACAGAGAUACCUGCUGUGACACACAUAAACAAACACACACAUAUACCUACUGUAAGAGAUGCCCUCAAACACACAGAAACCUGCUGUAACACACACACACACACACACACCCCUACCCCUACCUGCUUUACGACAUGCACACACACUCACAGGUGUGCCCCUUUACAUUGACAACUGCAGUAAAACCCACAAUGUUUUGUACAGUCCCAUAGAUUCCAAUGGGUGGAUACACUACAUAUCAUAAACACAUGGAACAUGCACACACGCACACACUGCUUUGAAUUGCAGACACUUACUUACACAAGCACAUUGACGCUUUGAGGUGUGUGCACUGAUCAAUAUUAGCCUGAGUCCUCCUUAUCUUCCUUUAUACCCGUGUCAGGUCUUAGCUAAUAAGCAAUAUGAUUGUGUGUUUGUGUGUGUGUGUGACCAAGUGAGGGUCCCAUAAUAAGCUGCUGCUUGAGGAAUGUAUGUGUAGUUGUGUGUGUGUGUGUGUGUGUGUGUGUGUGUGUGUCUGUCUGUCUGUCUGUCUGUGAGAGAGACAGGGAAAAGGAUAUAUACUCUUUAAGAAGCUGCUGCACGAGUUGUUUGUAAUGCAGAGGCUCGAGACGAUAAAAUUUUGUUGUCGCUGCUGCACUUUAGAGACUUCACAAUCAUGAAUUCACAAUCACGAUCGGGCGUACACUCUCAGAAAAAAACACAGGCUAACCUGUUAGGAGGGUUUCGCUCGUUCUCUCCUGAGAGAACCUGAAUGGGUUGUCAAGCAGAACAUGACUCAAAGAGUACGCUCUCCCUCAUUCAUAUACACACACACACACACACACACUACACACCACACACCUCCUAGAGUGCAGGUGCUGUUUGCCCUAACUAAGCAGAUUAUUUUUCCCUUUUAAAUUAUGUACAGACCCUCUGUCCCUGGUACUCACACUGUUACUGUCACAUUAAGCAUCAUUUUUACCAGCUCUAACAAUUAAACUGCCAACUGUCUAGCUGGAAAUCUUAGAUAACAAAGCUUUUUUGCCUUUUAUUUUUCCUCUUACCUUCAAUAGACGAUUGUUUUGUUUUGCAUCAAGACUGUCAUGUUGAUGGGUCAUAUGACAACCUCUGUAUGAAUACUGCAGCAUUUGAGGGGAGACAUGCACUUGGAUAUUUAGAGGCGUAAGCUGUACAAACUGCUCAAUCUGUAUGCAGUGGGGAAUGCUUAGGGAAUUAUGUAUGUGUAAUGGAGAAUAAGGGGGUGGAUUCAUAUACUUUGAAACAUACUUUAACAGACUGAUGAACCAGACAGCACUUCAGCAUCAUGUCAUUACAUUUUUCUUGUCUCAGUUCUCAUGGAAGGCACUGUUUUGCCUCAUGUCUGUUUAUAUGUGUGUGUUUGUGUGUGUAUGUGUGUGUGUUUGUGUAUGCGAGUCUGCUAAAUAGGGUUGCAAAUACUUGCUCCUACCUGUGUGAAAAUCCUGAUUUGUGUGUACUUGCAUCAUAUGUGUUCCUGUAUUGUUUGUGGGUACCAGUCAAUCGCAGAUAUAAAUUCAUGUGUCACUAUGUUUUGUACUCACAUCAUGUUUUCUAAUCCUCUACACACAUUUGAAAAGUGAUUCUCUUUGCUGUUUUUGUUGUAGUAACUCUGAAGGGACAGUGAAAACUCAGUCCCUAAAGUUCCUUAGUAUUCCAGACUUGAUUGCAGGUGUUUCUGAGCAUUUAAAAACAUCAGGGCCCAAAAAUGUAAACAAAUGCAACAAAAACAAAGAUACGAGACUCAAAGAAUGCACAUGAACGUCCUGAAUUUUGAAUAAUAUUUACAAUGAGUUUAAUAACAAACACACCUUCCCUUGCAUGUCCAUGUUCUUGCUGACACAACACCCUACAGCACUUUUCCUCACCAAUACACACAUGUAAGUGCAUUCAGUCCUCCUGUUCAUCCACAGGAUCUCUCUGCUGGGGGUCUCACUGUCCUCUUCACCCUUAGGUCACAGAGUCUCAGCCUACUGGCCUGAUUAUUGGCUAAUAAUUGAUGUCUCUCACCUUGAUGGACAACACCAGAGUUCUGAUGUACAAAAGCAGGAAGAGGAGGAAAGAUGAACCUCUAAAGGAGGAACACUGCUAGGCUACCGCAUUAAAUGAGCCCCAAAUACAUACAUACAUACCUAAAUACACUUACACUACAGCAGUGUUUCCCCACAGGUCAGCUAUAUAUAUAUAUAUAUAUAUGCGAUGGUAAAUGCUAUUCUGAAGUGAAGUCAUAUUUCAUGUAAUAUUGGUGAGAUGGGGUUGACACAUUAAGACUGGUCAAUGUAAAUGUGUGUACAUCUUAUGUGUGGGAAACUACUGAUGUCCUCAUACACUUCUACAUCUGAUGAUGAUUUAAGUUCUACUGCAUCCCAUCCUAUAUGAACGUACAUCAAACAUUCAUUACAUGUGUGUUACAGCAUUGAGUCUCUCUCUCUCUCACACACACACACACACACACACAUCUGACAUCCAUCACUGAUUCUUAUGGAGCGUCUCUCCCUGUGACCCCCCCUCUGCUCCUUUUCCUUCAUCAGUAUUUAGGAGGAAUGUUUAUAAUAUUCUCUUGCUUCUGCAAGCCAGACUUCCUUCAAAUGACAAAUAUGAUGUAGAGAGAAAUGAAACUAUUUUAAAAUAAAUUAAUAGUUAUUUAAA